AUGACAUUGGGACGUUGCCGGUUCGUGGCUUCACUGUCAACGGUUCAAGACCAGGCCAGGCCUGGCCAUCCUAUGGCUUUGUCACCCAGGGCACCGGCGUGGACGACCCCCGGGUGGUGUUUCCCCUGGCUGGCGAGCGACAUCCGUGCGUGUUUGCGUGUUCUCCGCCAGGAACGGAGCUUGUGGGACAUGAUUCGGGGAAAUUGGAUGGUCGUAACUUGGCGAGGAUGUGGUUUUCGAUGGAGCCACUUGGUGGCCUUUUGGGGACAUCCGGAUGUUGCCGACUGA
Colletotrichum orchidophilum is the source of this 288-nucleotide messenger RNA. RefSeq lists its product as uncharacterized. The coding region runs from base 1 to 288 and encodes 95 amino acids. Lineage: Eukaryota; Fungi; Ascomycota; Sordariomycetes; Glomerellales; Glomerellaceae. The record is from RefSeq and is a predicted model, not a curated record. The transcript has a single exon.